This is a messenger RNA of Onthophagus taurus, 2145 nucleotides long. RefSeq lists its product as uncharacterized. The record is from RefSeq and is a predicted model, not a curated record. Gene Ontology annotation, molecular function: sequence-specific DNA binding. Lineage: Eukaryota; Metazoa; Arthropoda; Insecta; Coleoptera; Scarabaeidae.
GUGGCGCCAUGUUUUUGAAGGGAAUUGUUAUGUUGUUAUUGUGAGAAUGAUUGUGAGAUAAACUCUGAUAACCUCACUUGUGGUUAAACGGUUAUGUGUCUAUGCGCUUAUGUCUACAACGUGUUUGAUUGUUUUAGUGUAUUCAUUUGCGAUUUAGCUUCAUAUUUUUAGUAUUAUCUUAAUGUUGGCAUUUUAUUUUAACCUAGUUUAAUUUUACAAUACUUAUUUGAAGUUAUUUAGAUACAGUUAUUAUAUUUUUCAUUCGUUCUUUUACGUUGUGUUUUGUAAUAGUAAGUGGUAAUAAGUAGUAAUGGAUAGGAAGACGUCGAACCGUUGCUGUAUGGUGAAGGGUUGUCGAUCAAAAGCGGGGAAAAGUUUAAGUUUUUUUCGUGUUCCAAAAAAUCAAGAACGAGCAACUCAGUGGUUGGAAGCUUGUGAUCGAUUAGAUUUGCAAAGCAAAUCUGUAGAACACCUAUAUAAAAAUUUUUCAGUAUGUUCGUUGCAUUUCACAGAAAAUAUGUACAGUGGUCCAUACACAAAAAGGUUAUUGCCCACAGCAGUUCCCACCAAAUUUCAUUUCACGCAAACAGGCGGAAAACCUAUUAAUAAAAGUAGUAUUUUAUAUGAUAUUUUAGUUAAACCUACUAACUCAAAAGAAAAUAAUGUAACUACAUUAUUAGAAAAAGAGACUUUACUAGAAGCAGGAGAAUCCAGAGAUCAAUAUAUAGAAGUUCAUGAUACACAAGAACAGUUAUCAGAAGCAGUAUUCAGUCCUUUAUUGGUAGAAAUACGUUCAGAGUGCAUAGACCGCCCAAUAUUUGGUGAAGUGGAUACACAAGCGACCCAGGUUUUGCCAGUUCCAUCCACUUCUAGGUCUACAUCAGAAACCCAGACGCAAAUAAAUAAUUCUCUGUCUUCGAGAACACCGCGCAAGAAAAUAUUGAGAAUUCUUCGACAAGAAAAUUUAAAGGUGCAAACGUUGUUCCCUGAGGCUGCUGAAAAAUCGUACACGAUUGAAGAUUUCUACAAUUGUUGUGAUAAAUUUUUACCUAAAGACUUAGCAAAGUUUGUAAAAGUCCAAGCGAGAUUGUAUAAUAAUUCUUGAAAAGAGAGACGACAUUAGAUGUGUUAAGUGUACACAAUUGUGACACGUGCCACAGGGAUUCCGGUAGAGAGGAUCCAAGAAUGCAUUGUCUUUUAUUUUUUUUGCAAUUAAAUACCUUGUAAAAUAUGUUUGUGAAAGUAUAUUAAAAAUUCGCAUUAUUUUAGAAGAUAUAGCAUAUGAAACGUAUACUUCCACGCAGUAUACGUGGAACACUUCAAAAAGCGAGUUUUAGUAUGUUCUUCUUUAGUUUAUACCAUUUUUCUUUGUAAUAUAUUUUAGAGACUUUAACACAACAAAUUUGUACAAGAAAGUACAAUGAACUGACAACGUACUAUGGCUUGGCUAUCUGAAAACAUUCCGAAUCUAUAGAAGAUAUUAACAAAGAAAUUUGGGCAGUGUACUGUUAUAAAAGUUCCAUAGAUGAAAACCCACAACAUCAAAAGUAUCCCGAAGACUGAAACAGUUAAUGUGAAGUGGUGUAAAGCCGAAUUCGCAUAUUUAACAUAUUUCUCAUCAAACUCGCCGCUGGAUUUACAUGUUAUAGAGAAAUUAAGGUCCCUUUGUCAAGACUUAUCCCAUGAUGAGCUGCUCGAACGUUGCUUUAGUGCAGAAUCCAAAAAUAAUAAUAAGUUGUUAAAUCCGCCAAUUUACUCUGAAACAUUUACAUUAUAGGACAGUUACAAUUACAUAAGAUUAUGGAUCUGACGGGAAUAAAAAUUGACCAAGCAGAAUUGCAUCACAUAGCCGCAAUCAUCCCCAUUAGCCAAGCAGGAAUAUGUUCGCCUGAUUGUGUAAGAAACGCAUCACAGAGAUGAAAGAAUUUACUAACUAACUGUAAAGACUUGUAUUUCAGAGUUUCCACAACUUAAUUGGUAAUCAUGAUUCCUUAUAAUCUAUUGACUCAAAUUGCGCUCAAACUUUGUACACAUAGGUUUCGUCUGAACUAAAACCAAGUAAAAAUAUUAAUUUUUAUUAAUUCUAGAGACCUUUAUAAUGUAAAAAAGAACAUAAAUAGACGGAAUGCAAUCUUCAAGUUAGCA